This is a messenger RNA of Saprolegnia parasitica CBS 223.65, 505 nucleotides long. RefSeq lists its product as hypothetical. The transcript is spliced from 3 exons. The annotation marks the transcript as partial. The record is from RefSeq and is a predicted model, not a curated record. NCBI's taxonomy places the organism in Eukaryota, Oomycota, Saprolegniomycetes, Saprolegniales, Saprolegniaceae.
CUCGCAGAAGACGGAGCAUCCGCGCAGCGCAGCCGCGCAAGAUGCAUCGAGCGAGCCAAUGUACUCCCCGGCCGAGGCCGCGAAGGCGACGACGUCCUCGGCACCCGCCCCGGCGGCGGCGCAAGCGGUGCCGGCGGCUGCCCAAGCGGCUACGUCGGACCAGGUCAGCGUCGAUGCUGCAACAGGACGUGCCAUCAACAUGGACCGUAUCGACUCGUCGUCCGACGCGAAACCCUCGGCGUGGUUUCCGGCGCCGGACCUUACGUCCAACUUCCUCGACGACGAAGAAGCCUUUGACAAGGCCAUGCGUCACAACAUCAAGUUUACCAUGGCCGACGCCCGCGAGAUCUGCGGCGAGCUCCAGCCCCCAGACUUUCGCGAGGCCCUUGGACCACUCGCUGACCUUCGCCGCAAGAUUGGCACCGACUUCCAGUUCCGGAUCCCUGGUCCACCGGUCGAUGAAAACGAUGGCAUUACGCCCGGCGCUCCGUCGCAGCAAGAGUAG